Messenger RNA from Dacryopinax primogenitus, 477 nucleotides. Its product is annotated as acyl-CoA N-acyltransferase. NCBI's taxonomy places the organism in Eukaryota, Fungi, Basidiomycota, Dacrymycetes, Dacrymycetales, Dacrymycetaceae. Gene Ontology annotation, molecular function: acyltransferase activity, transferring groups other than amino-acyl groups. The coding region runs from base 1 to 477 and encodes 158 amino acids. The record is from RefSeq and is a predicted model, not a curated record. The transcript has 2 exons.
AUGGAGGAUAGCUUCCUCUCAAAAGCUCUUCUGGUUGUCGUGAUAGAGGUGAAGCGGGAGUAUGCAGGUCUGCGCAAGUGGGACGAGGAUGAGGAGAAGAGGAAAGACGAGGAGAAGACUCCGCAGGAUUGGGCAAGGGAGCUCUAUGCCGGAUACGCUGCACUAAGCCCGAAACACCCCAAGAACCGUGAUGCGGAGGUUGGGAUCACAUUGGUUGUCCCAUGGUGGGGCAAUGGGUUUGCAACUGAGGUGACAGAGUGGGUGCUGCAGCAUGCGUUUGAGCAACUUGCCUUGCAUCGCGUCUCUCUGGGUUACUUUGGGAACCCGGCUGCAAGAAGGGUAUACGAUAAAUGCGGAUUCGUUCAGGAAGGUGUGAACAGAAAGGCGUUUUGGGUUGACGGACAUUGGGUUGAUGAGGUUACGAUGGGAAUUAUUGACGAGGAAUAUUGGGCAAAGAAGCGCGCCCUUCAGCCUUAG